AUGAAACUUCUCAUCCAGAGCCUACCGCUUGGCUGCUACUUUAACAUCUACCUAUUUGGUUCAGUUUUUGUAAGGUUUUUUCAUGAAAGUGUGGAGAAUAACAAGAAGAUGAUGGACUUAGCCAUAAAGAACCUAAUUAAAGUUGAAAAAUACAACGGGGGAUCAGAGAUUUUGCCUGCCUUGCGUGACAUCUACAAGAAGACCUGCAGACCUGGAUACCCCAGACAGUUAUUUAUAUUUACAGAUGGAGAAGUUGAAGAUACAAAGUCUGUCAUUGAUGAAGUGAAGAAAAAUGCUGCCACCCACAGAUGCUUCACUUUUGGAAUUGGAGAAGGUGCCUCUACAGCUCUAGUCAAAGGCAUAGCAGAAGCAUCGUCAGGUCAUUUCCAGUUCAUUUUAGGGGAAGACAGUCUGCAGUCAAAGGCAAUGCAGAGUCUGGAAUUUGCCUUACAGCCAGCUGUAACCCAAAUUGUCCUCAGAUGGGAUGUUCCAGCUGGUGUGGAGGUGGUCCCUGUGUCUGAAGCUCCAGUCACCUUAUUUCACAAUCAGAGAUCAGUCUUCUAUGCACAAUUGAAAGGAAAGUUUGAAGAUGACGCCGUGGGAUGCGUUUCUCUGCAGUAUAACAUAUGUGAUGAGCAAAUCACAACCAAAAUCAACUUCAAGCUUCAACCUGAAGACAACUGCAGGCUAAUGGCUCACAGACUGGCUGGAAAAUCAUUGAUCACACAUUUGGAAGCAGAAGAUAGGCUGAACCAUAACAAUAAAAAUGAGCAGAGAAUCAUCAGCAUUAGCACCGAGGCAGGAGUCAUCUCAGCUUACACGGCUUUUGUCACUGUCAGGAAAGACAGUAAUGUGGCAGUUCAGGGGCCCAUGAUUUCUAUACUAAUUCCUGGGGCUCACUUUCAGAGAAGCAUUUGGGAUGAAAGAGAUAUAUGUCAUUGUUCACAACCAGCCAAACCCAAGGAUCCUGGGACUACUCUGUACUUUACUAACGAUAUCCUGGAUGAAAUGGAGCAAACUCAGAGUUGUGACUUAACAUCCAAUGCAGACAGCAACAAUAAACAAGUAGAGACUGGACAAAGGAAUUCAAUCACCUCAUCAAGUGGCGUAGUCGGCAGGAUGCAGCUUUCCCAGAGGAAACAGGGAAGGAACCUCAAAUAUACUCAGGUAGGAGAGUACCGGGGCCAUGGUUCCGGGUGGGUGGCGUGCUCAGUGGUCCGGAGUGGCACGGGGCAGGCUUUGCUCCCACCAAGGGAACAAGAGCCCCUAAUCCUACACAGGGAGAAUGUGGAGGAGACCCACCAACAUGGGCUGGUUCUUGGGGGGAAAACGAAAAGGGCCUACUAUGUUCUCUCAGAGGAGAGGACUGGGCCGCCCGUUGGGACCACGGUCCUGGAGACAAAAGGGCUAACCCCAGAACAGCAGCCUGUUCCGAUGUCCCUGGGGCGCGGGGUGGGCCGCUCGCACAGGAGCAUGGGGGAAUGCCUAGUAAUAGAAGGAACGAAUCCCUCUCGGGCUGUUUCCACGCCGUGUAUCCUGCCAGGGGAAAGAGAUACGGAAGACUCUGAGGAGGACGGGGAGCUUCCUGGGCCGUCGCACAUAGACACGUCAUCAACCCGGGCCUCGACGAGCCGGGACGACUCCCCGCCCCUUGAGAGUAGUCAGAUAAUGGGCCAUUCCCAGCCUCUCGAGGAGUUUGUCUACUCAGGACAUAGGAUAGGCAUCGAACUUGGAGACCUGAUUGAGAUGCCUAAAGUCGUUACAGAAUCUCCACAAGCCGUCCGGCUUAGAUACGAGAAUGAAAGGACUGGACCAGAGGCUAUUGCUUUCUUCGAUGAUGUCCAUAUCCAACAUACGUUGUAG
This is a messenger RNA of Erpetoichthys calabaricus (reedfish), 1863 nucleotides long. RefSeq names its product von Willebrand factor A domain-containing protein 5A-like. The transcript has 13 exons. NCBI's taxonomy places the organism in Eukaryota, Metazoa, Chordata, Cladistia, Polypteriformes, Polypteridae. The record is from RefSeq and is a predicted model, not a curated record. Bases 1 to 1863 code for a protein of 620 amino acids.